Molecule: messenger RNA, 3926 nt
Organism: Drosophila persimilis
Lineage: Eukaryota; Metazoa; Arthropoda; Insecta; Diptera; Drosophilidae
Exons: 13
Coding region: 207-3458 (1083 amino acids)
Biological process (GO): proteasome-mediated ubiquitin-dependent protein catabolic process; regulation of proteolysis
Cellular component (GO): nucleus; cytoplasm
Molecular function (GO): ubiquitin protein ligase binding
Source: RefSeq, a predicted model, not a curated record
GUAUGUACACCCAGAUGUAUGUAUGUACACACGCCAAUGUGUGCGUGUGUUGAAGACCCGAAGAUUUUCUAACCUGGAUAAAAUAUACAUCACAUCAAUAUAUCGCCAUGCAAUGCUGAGCACUUGAACUAGAAGCCACUACAAAGAUACAGCAUACUGGAUACAGGGUACAGGGUACAGGGUACAGGAUACAGGAUACAGCCAACAUGUCGCUGGUCCACACGUUUCUCGGAACCUGGGAGAUUGUCUGCUGCACCUUCGAGGAGAAGCGUGAGCUAUCUGGCCUAGAGGGAAUCAAAUUUCGCCUAGACGAUACCAGCGAUAUUACUUGGUAUAAUGAUUUGGUCAGUCCACUUCCUGAAACACAAGACUGCGGCACUUUCUGCGACUCGGCGAGUGUUUUAUUUAGCUGUGAGACCUUCGAUGUGCACGAGACGAAUCCCCGUCUCGUGUUUGGAGCCUUUGCCGGCCACAGCAUUGAGUUUAGCACCAACACCUUAACACCGACUGAUACGCUGGUGCUCAGUUGUGAGAACUGGUACGCCGUCGAAUGCAAGCGACUGCAAGACGGCCAGGCUGCCGGUCAGGAGAAGCAACUGAGCUUUGGCGAAGCCCUGCAGGAGUCCUACUUCAGCGAUGUGAUGGUUAAGAGCGCCAAUGGAUUGGAAUAUGCCCUGCAUGCCUCCAUUCUGCGGCUCAACGGAUUCGACUGCAGUAUGUGCGUUAACAGUGCUCCGGCAUCAUCGCGACAAGUCGUCAAAAGUGCACCUGGAACUGGACCUUGUCAUAGCGGACCAAACACACCCAAUCCCAAUCCGAAUCCAAUUCGAAUUUCCGUGGCCCACGCCACCGGCGAUGAUGAGCACCAGAAGUCAUUGCCGCGCCUGAAUCUAUCGCCCAUUUAUCUCCAGCCCCCCUGUGAUUUCCAGACUCUGGCGGGUCUGGGGGCCCAACGAGUGCACCAAUUCAGCAGCAGCUUCAACUGCCUCAGCAAUGGCAACGAUUCGGAACCGGCGAUCAGUGCAGGGGGCACAGGCACGGGCCUGCUCAGCGUCGAGUGCGGUGGUGGCAUGUAUCGAUUUCCGCCUACCUCACAUUCCGACUCGCACCUGGAAACGUCGCAGUCCCACUGCAAGAACAUAUUCAAUUUUUGUCAGGAUCUAAUAAUACAGCCAACCCCAUCCCCGUUGCUGCCUGCGGGCGGAUUGAGCGCUGGCCUCGCUGUAUGCAGCAUUAGGCGACCGCCUUUGUCGCCGUAUCGGGCCCGCAGCCCUUCGCCGUUUCCCAGCUCCAUGGACACGCCGCCGUCGUCCCCACUGACACCGGUAGGCGUUCUGUGCAACUUGCCCACUUUCCUCUUGAGCCCCAUUCUUCACUGGCUGUACACGGAGUCCAUGCUCCCGGACCUUGAGGAGGAUGUCUGCGAGAAGCUGAUAGACUUUGCCGAAUCGCAGCCAUCGCUGACUAAACUGGUAGAGCCAACGCGCAAGUACCUGAGGCUGAUGAAACUGAAAAAAUUUGUUGUCAACGUGACUAUGAAUCUACAUGGGAUCCUUAAUCGCGUUAUACAGUGCAUCAAUCCCGUGAGCAUCUCACACGAGCCUGCGCAGCUGUGUGUCACGUUUCAGGAUGCGUUGCGAGAGUGUGCCAUAGGUUGCGCGAAGGUACUGCAAUUCUGUAAUAUUUUCAUCACGGAUGCCACACAUAUGACGCGAUAUCAGAAGAAUGAAAUUGUCAAGUAUAUCCGCACCCGUAUUCCAAUUUUCAUGUCACAAAUACAGCAGCUGCUGCGCAACGUGCUCGGUGUCUUUGUGGGACUAACUGUCGAGGAGAAAGCCGAGCUGGUGAACUAUCUAGUACCUGAAAUUGAAUCCACAUUAUUUGUAUUAACUGCUGUGAUAGAAGAAAUCAAAAACUCGUUGGAAAUUAUGUGCAAGGACCUUAAUUGCUCCCAUUUGGAACUGCCACAGCAACAGCAGCAGGCAGAUGAUGCUAUUGUCAUGCAACUGCACUAUGUCGAUCCGGGCGGCGGUGAACCUUCGGUGCCACGGCCCCGUCGCGGUGCUCCCGUGGGUCUUACACUCUACGACAAUCACCACACGGACAAGAAGCGUCUGAGCUCCGCCGAGAACGAUCUGAAAUUCGUUCUCUACAUGUAUGAAGUGCGGAAAAUGCGUGACAUUUACGGACGGAUUGUAGCUGCCCUUGAAAUAAUCAAUGAUAAAAAAACGACAUUCUGCGACAUGGAUUUCCUAAGCAAGAUUAGUACAAUUAAUCAAAACUUAGAGCAGCUGAUUGUUGACAUUCCCGCAUAUAUUUUCAUAGUCGAGAACAUGUCUGAUCGCCUCGAUGACAAAUUGGGCUGGAAGGAGUUUAAGUUUUGCUUUAAGCUGGCCACCAGUCAGAUUAACGGCGUUAUCGCAAAGCUUCUGGAUCACAAGAGUGCCCUACGAGACGCCAUCAGUCAGAUAUGUAUGCUGGUGCACAAGGAGGAAUUCACGCAGUCUCUUAUUGAACUGGGACUAUUGGACUCCAGUGGCUCCUCCAGUGGGGAGGCGAGCCAAGAUUUGAAAAUGGCCGAUCAUGAAAAUAACCUGAAUGUGAGCUUGAGUAAUGCGGAACAGCUUCGACUCAAUCAACAGCAUUAUUAUGACUACAAGAGCAUUAAGUUAAAUCUCAUUCGACAUCUUUGCGAACCACCGAUUGCAGCCAACAGCAAUCUGUCGAAGAACGCACUCCGCUUGUUGCACUCCACCCAGCUGGCGGACAUGGAGUUCGAGGUGCACACGCAUGCAUCAACCGGAAAUGCGUUGGACACAGAGGCCACGCCGACAUCAACAUCAGCCUCCACCGGAGGAGGAGAACCUGCGUCAUCAGCUUUGCAGGUGCACAGCUUCAAGGCACAUCGCGUAAUUGUCGCUGCUCGAUGCGAAUGGUUUAAGAAGGCCCUGAUGUCUGGCAUGCAGGAGUCAAUCAAUAGAAAAGUCAUCAUCACGGACACCUCGCCGGUGAUCUUUCGCCGCUUGCUGUUGUACCUCUAUGGGGCACCAAUUGAUCGUACGGUGGGGGCCGAGCAGGUCUGCGAACUGAUGCUAUUGGCAGAUCGUUAUUCCAUUGAUGAUCUAAAAGAACUGUGCGAGAAUACAUUGUACUCUCUGAUUGACGAGGACUCGGUGGUCUGUCUUCUGGGCAUUGCGGAUAGAUACAUGGCUACUGCUCUGAAGUCGAAAUGCCUCUCAUUCCUAUCCCAGCAUUCACAGCUCACCAAGUGCGAAAUAUUUAAGGAAUUGCCGCAAACCCUCCAGCUAGAGGUAAUGGAUCUAAUACAUUGGUUCGGCCGUGUUUCGGAGCCUUGGAACGAUCGUGGAUUCAAGCCGCGCAGUAGUUCUCGGCAUAGCCUCAAGAGCCCCUCGAAGCCACGUUCGCGAUCCCGAAAGUCCUCGCCAUCCUAUAUGUGACGCCGGCAAAGCGCCACUGAACACACGACGAAUGCCAACUUCUUGUGAUAAUUCUAGAAGACUUCGGAAUCGAAUGAAACGGUAGUCUGUAAGGGUGACACGGAUGGUAACAUGGUAACAAGAGGAAGGGCUAUGGCUUAGUCAGAUGCCAAAAUAGCAAACAAAAAAUUACGAAAAGGUGUGGUUCACAAGGCUAAUAUGUACUAGGACUUUCACUUUGACUCUGGUCUCAGUAGCAUAACUAAAAAUCAAGCCAAAACUCAAAGGGAAAAACCGGCAAAAAUUACCUGAUUUUAAAAGUUUUUUAUUUAGUUCUCUAAUAUGUAGAUAGAAAUAAUUUGAUCACUCGUAUUACUCGUAAAUACAUACAUACAUAUGUAGGUAUUUAUAUACUAUUGAGAACAAAAAAGACCGCGCAGUAUAACAUUUUCUCUCUAAUUAAUUGAUGUACGAGUGUAUAUGCAACAA